AUGUAUAUUGUAUUGGUAGUAUUUGUUACUCUGCUAGCAGCUACACAACUUGCAUCUGCCGAAGAUGAACAUCAAAAGAAGAGUACCUAUGUAGCUUUGGAUUCAAAUUGGAAUAGUACUCCUCUUUACUUGGAAGCAAGAGAAAAAGUAGAUGAAUCAUUGUAUUGGAAAUUCAUUCAAUCAUUUAAUGAUGCAUGUGUAAAGGCAAACAAAGACUCUACACAAAUGACCGAUAAAGAGGUGUACGAUAUCAUCAUUGAUACAUCAAAGGAGAUCCUUGGAGAUGAUUCUGCCUAUCUAUUAGAGUUUUUGAUUGCCGACUUGUCAAUUAGAACCUAUUCUCCACGUGUUCAAACCUAUCGUCAACUCUAUGAAACCAACAGUAAAUACAAUAACAAACAAAAUGAAUUCAUCCAAUUGAAUGAUAUUACUCUUAAUAUCAAAGACAAGGAAUCAAUUACAACUAUUGAAUAUGACAAAUCAAAAGAAAAUGAAGUAUAUUCAUAUGAUACCAUUUAUCCAUCGACUCUUACUCAUUCAUUUGAUCAUAUUACAAUGAUGCAAGAAGAGGAAAAAGACAAACGAGUUGUCAUUUACUAUGCCGAUAUUACAUCCAAGGAUUUCUCGGCCGUUCAUAAAUACCUUAUCAAAUUGUAUCAAGAGAAAAAGAUCAUCUAUGUCGUUCGUUUCUACGUACCAGCAUCCACUGAUCAUGUCAGACUUCAAGGAUACGGUUAUAGCCUUUCUAUUAAAAGUCUUGAAUAUAAAGUUAUGAAUGAUGCUGUUAUUCAAAAUGAAGGAGGAGAUUCAAAUACAGCAGCAUCAAUUCCAAAUGAAGAUGUUGGUGGAUUCAAUUUCCAUGUUCUUCAAAAGCGUCAUCCAGACUUGACCAAGAAAUUGACUACAUUUAGAAGUUACCUUUUGGCUCAUCAACAACAAGCCGAACUAAAGAUGUGGGAGAUUCAAAACCUUGGUUUACAAACCGCUCAAAAGAUUGUUACCUCGUCUAAUCCAAUGCAAUCUCUUGUCUACAUUUCCCAAGCUUUCCCAUCCUAUGCCUCUUCACUCUCUCGUAUUUCAGUAAACUCGACAUUGAAGCAAUCAAUUGCCAACUAUCAAAAGAUCUUUACCGAAGGUGAAAAUCAACUUUAUCUAAAUGAUCGUGUCAUUGAUAUCACCGAAGAAUUUGAUUUAAAUCCACUUGGAUUAUCUGAAACAAUAUUAAAUGAAUUAAAAUCCAUGAUGAAUGUUAAAAAGAUUGGUAUUGAAUCAAAUUUAAUUUCAAAGAUUGCAUCAACCUUUAUGGCUCCAAAUCUUGUUAGAUUCAACAUGUUGCCAGAAAACAAAGAUGUUUUAAUUACUUUAAAUAAUCUUGAAACUGAUCCAGCUUUUUCAAAAUGGGAAAAAUCAUUAUCCGAUUUAAAAAAUGAAGCAAUUAGUUAUUCAUCAAUUUUCAAGAAAAAGAAUUUAUUUACUUUGGUAUUUGUAGUUGAUUUGGAUAAUGCUGAUGCAUUCCAAACCAUUGCCUAUGCACAAAACCUUGCCAACAAUAAUAUUCCAUGUCAGAUUGCUAUUGUGUUCAAGACAAGCAAUAGCGAUCGUCUACGUGAUAAUUUGACCAGUGAAAAGAUUGCCAAGAUUUUCCUGACAUUCCGUAGCAAGAUGGGUAUAAAGGCAGCAACAUUCUUUGUCAAUGCCCUCAACUAUUACAAGCGUUCCUAUGGUAUGGACCAAGUCACCAUGCAGUUGGUCAGCUCGGCAUUCAACACUGUCGUCAGUCAAAUGGGCAACAACGUCGGUCGUCUCCAGACCAUCGUCGAAGCAACCACCUACAAUGACCUUCUCAAAGAAGCCAACGACUUUAUCCAACAAAAGGCCAUCUCGGUGUUCCCACAGAUCUUUAUGAACGGUUUGUUGUUGGACGCCAAGAAAUCAAUUGCCGAAAGCAUCAAUCACAUCUGCUUUGAGGAGCUCCGUCAAGUACGUAAGCUCUAUCUCGAGGGAAUCAUCACUGAUCUCGACCAAGACUACUACUCGAUCAUGAUGGACUAUCAUGCCACCCACGAAUCUCUCUUGGAGUCGUUGAACCCACUUGUCGUACCAAGUGACAUUAACCCAGUCGAGUUCCGUUCGCUGUCGCCACCAAACAGCAACAAAAAGAUUGAAAAGCUUGGUCAAGACCUCUUGGCUGAACAAUUACACUGGAUCAGUGCCACCGGAGCUGAAGACGAAGUCAAGCUCAUCUCGCACAUGAUUGUUGGUGACUUUGACCACGAUACAACCGUCCAACUCGCCAAAAAUGCCAUGGACCGUCUCCAAAAGGGAUCACCCAAGGAUGUUCGUGUCGCCUUUGUCAAUGCCAACACCAAGAGCAAGCUCGGUCGACAAUUAACAUUUGCCAAUACCGUAGAAGAGGCAACUAGUAUAUUGUCAGGAGUAACCGGUGACUCAAAGUCAUUGGAUGAAACAAAGAUUGAAAAUAUUUCAGUCUUUUCCAAAUCAGUGUUGGGUCUUGCCUGCCAAUUCAACAGCUACAUCCUCACCAACGGAAGAUUAAUUACAGUUUCUCACAAUGAAGAAGAUAUCUUUAAUGACUUUUUCAUGUUGGAAAAGUUUGAGAUUGGAAAGGCACGUAGUGUAAAAGACAUCUUGCCCGAAAAUCCAAAGGUUCGUGGUGUUGAACUCACCAAACCACGCGACAAGAGUAACUUGAUUAUGACUUUGGUAUCAGUGUUUGGAAUGCAAUCGUCCAACACUGAUGUUGUCAGAAAGCAAGUACCCACAACUGUCACCCCUUCAUUUAGAUACGAACCAAAGGCCAAUGCCAACAUUACCCCAUUACUCCGUUUCACCAUGGUCGUUGAUCCACUCUGCAAGACUGCCCAAAAGAUGGUAUCGAUUGUCAACUCUGUCGCAAGCCACUAUGGUAUUGCCGUCGAUGUCUUCCUCAACCCACUCCAACAACUCGGUGAGUUACCACUCAAGUCAUUCUACACGUACGUGUCUCAGUUACACCUCAACUUUGAUGAUGCCGGCAAGCUGUCCAAGCACUAUGCCUCUGGUGUCAGCUCUAACCUGCCCGACAACCGUGUGUUGGCACUUGCAAUGGACACCCCCUCCACCUGGAUCGUCAAACCACUCGUUGCCAAGCACGAUCUCGAUAAUAUCCGUCUCAAAGACCUCGGUGUCAAGGAACCUACCCUCAACGCACUCUUCCAACUCGAGUAUCUGUUGCUGCAAGGAUUUGCCUAUGAGAGCAGAAUCGGCGUGUCUCCACCAGCCGGUCUCGAGCUUGUCAUUGACUCUCUCGGUACACUACAACACCAAGACACCUUGGUCAUGGGUAACGGCUACUUCCAGCUAAAGGCCAACCCAGGUUAUUGGAAGCUCGCACUACUCGGUAGAGGUAAAAACAUCAUGAACCUACUCAACAGUGACUCCAAGGCCUCUGACACUGACCAGGUACACCCAGUCUCUUACUUGACCGUAGCCACUGACAGCUACCGUGGAAACUCAAUCUAUCUCAAAUUGUCGAGAAAGGCUGGUCAAGAACACACACCCAUCCUCCCACCCGUCACUGACCAACCUAAAAACACCGCUCCACAAAAGGUAGCUGAAGAAGAGGCUGAAGACGACAAGGGAUUCCUCUCUAGCAUUGGAUCAUUGUUUGGCGGCAACAACAACAACAAGCCAUCAGCACGUGUUGAAAACAAAAAACUACCAGCAUCCAACGAAACUAUCCACAUCUUUUCAGUGGCUAGUGGACAUUUGUACGAACGUUUCCUCAAGAUUAUGAUGUUGUCGGUCAAGCAAAACACCAACUCGCCUGUCAAGUUUUGGUUCCUCAAAAACUACUUGUCUCCCGAGUUUGUCGAAUUUGUUCCAUACAUGGCCAAGCAAUAUGGAUUCGAAGUUGAACUGGUAACCUAUCAAUGGCCAACAUGGUUACGUGCACAAACUGAAAGACAGCGUAUCAUCUGGGCCUACAAGAUCCUCUUCCUCGACGUGCUCUUCCCGCUAUCUGUCAACAAGAUUAUCUUUGUCGACGCUGAUCAGGUUGUCCGUGCCGAUCUCCGUGAACUCUGGGACAUGGAUUUGAACGGAGCUGCCUAUGGCUACACUCCAUUCUGUAACAGCAAUCCUGACACUGAAGGAUUCAGAUUCUGGAAGACUGGCUACUGGCGUGAUCAUCUUCGUACCAAGCCAUAUCACAUCUCUGCUCUCUAUGUUGUCGAUCUCAAUCGAUUCCGUCGUAUCUAUGCCGGUGAUCAAUUGCGUAUGACCUAUGACCAAUUGAGUCGUGAUCCAAACAGUCUUGCCAAUCUCGAUCAAGAUCUUCCAAACUAUCUCCAACACAACCUACGUAUUCACAGUCUACCACAAGAAUGGUUGUGGUGUGAGACUUGGUGCUCUCAAUCCUCAAAGGGCAAGGCCAAGACCAUCGAUCUCUGUAACAAUCCACUCACAAAGACACCAAAACUUGAAAAUGCCGUAAGAAUCAUUGAUGAAUGGACAGACCUUGACAAUGAAGCAAAGGAAUGUGAAAAGAAAUGGAAACUUGAAAAAGAAUCAAAGAAACAACAAGUAUUACCAAAUCCAACAACAUCUGAAACUCAAACUACCACUGAUAAACCAACAACUACUACUAUUGACCCUGAACAAGCAAUUGAGGCAAUUGAUAGCGCAUCAAUCUAUAUGGAUCAAUAA
Cavenderia fasciculata is the source of this 4707-nucleotide messenger RNA. RefSeq names its product glycosyltransferase (gene ggtA). The record is from RefSeq and is a predicted model, not a curated record. Gene Ontology annotation, molecular function: UDP-glucose:glycoprotein glucosyltransferase activity. Bases 1 to 4707 code for a protein of 1568 amino acids. Gene Ontology annotation, cellular component: endoplasmic reticulum. The transcript is spliced from 6 exons. NCBI's taxonomy places the organism in Eukaryota, Evosea, Eumycetozoa, Acytosteliales, Cavenderiaceae.